Molecule: messenger RNA, 353 nt
Organism: Aptenodytes forsteri (emperor penguin)
Lineage: Eukaryota; Metazoa; Chordata; Aves; Sphenisciformes; Spheniscidae
Product: zinc finger protein 620
Exons: 1
Coding region: 1-330 (109 amino acids)
Biological process (GO): regulation of DNA-templated transcription
Source: RefSeq, a predicted model, not a curated record
AUGUCGGUGACGUUCGAGGACGUGGCUGUCUACUUCUCCCCCGAGGAGUGGGCAGAGCUGGCAGGCUGGCAGCGGCGGCUCUACCGGGAGGUGAUGAUGGAGAACUACCAGGCAGUCGCCUCGCUGGGUGAGGACUCUCUCCGGCCUGGGGGUCGAGCCGGAAUUCGCCGCUUUAAACUGAGCUGGAGCCCUUGGAAGCGAAAAUCCGGCUGUCGGCGUUGCCGCCCGAGUGCCGACAUAGCGGUUGUGAUUGAUGGCAGGUUUUACCCUGCCAGGCAGCCUCCCGCGGAGAGCGCGGUCCUGGUGGAGAGAGUGGAAUGGAAGGAAUAGAAUAGAACAGAAUAGAAUAGAAU